This is a messenger RNA of Heterotrigona itama, 744 nucleotides long. NCBI's taxonomy places the organism in Eukaryota, Metazoa, Arthropoda, Insecta, Hymenoptera, Apidae. The record is from the annotation of a GenBank genome assembly.
UUGAUGAUACGCCCGAGCAGAUGCCAACACAGCAGCCAUUCAAGCAAUCCUAUACAACCGUAUCGGCGAUAUCGGUUUCAUCCUCGCCUUAGCAUGAUUUAUCCUACACUCCAACUCAUGAGACCCACAACAAAUAGCCCUUCUAAACGCUAAUCCAAGCCUCACCCCACUACUAGGCCUCCUCCUAGCAGCAGCAGGCAAAUCAGCCCAAUUAGGUCUCCACCCCUGACUCCCCUCAGCCAUAGAAGGCCCCACCCCAGUCUCAGCCCUACUCCACUCAAGCACUAUACAGGAAUCUUCUUACUCAUCCGCUUCCACCCCCUAGCAGAAAAUAGCCCACUAAUCCAAACUCUAACACUAUGCUUAGGCGCUAUCACCACUCUGUUCGCAGCAGUCUGCGCCCUUACACAAAAUGACAUCAAAAAAAUCGUAGCCUUCUCCACUUCAAGUCAACUAGGACUCAUAAUAGUUACAAUCGGCAUCAACCAACCACACCUAGCAUUCCUGCACAUCUGUACCCACGCCUUCUUCAAAGCCAUACUAUUUAUGUGCUCCGGGUCCAUCAUCCACAACCUUAACAAUGAACAAGAUAUUCGAAAAAUAGGAGGACUACUCAAAACCAUACCUCUCACUUCAACCUCCCUCACCAUUGGCAGCCUAGCAUUAGCAGGAAUACCUUUCCUCACAGGUUUCUACUCCAAAGACCACAUCAUCGAAACCGCAAACAUAUCAUACACAAACGCC